ACGCAAAAAAAAAGUGUUGCUUUAUUACUUACAUCAUCAUGAAGAUUUUCGCCAUUUUAGUUUUACGAAAAGAUGCCGACAAAGCAAAAAUAUUGGCAUCUCAAUACGACUUGUCUAGCUUCAACUUCUUUCAACGUGGCACAGUAAAGGAAAUUAUGGAUUUCUCGGCAACUACCAUUACUGAACGUACAUCAUCAGGCCAACGUCAAAGUGUCGAAAGUGAAAAUAAUGUUGUUCACAUUUAUAUGCAUCCUCAAGGUGCAAGCGGUAUUAUCAUAAGUGAUAAAGAUUAUCCUACAAGAGUUGCUUUCUCUCUAUUAAACAAGAUUAUGGAUGAAGUAUUUACAAAAUAUCCUCAAUGGAAGACUUCGGCAACUAUUGAUUAUUCAGAGUUAGCAGAAUAUAUAAGCAAGUACCAAGAUCCUCAGCAAGCCGAUACCAUCAUGAAAGUUCAAAAGGAAUUGGACGAAACUACCGCAAUUUUGCAUAAAACGAUUGAUUCCGUACUUCAGCGUGGUGAAAAACUUGAUUCACUCGUAGAUAGAUCAGAGGCUUUAUCAGCACAGAGCAAAAUGUUUUACAAGACAGCAAGGAAGACGAACUCAUGCUGCGUUGUUAUGUAAUUUGUCCUAGUGAUAUUGUAUCUUUGCUAGUUGAAUAAAGUGAUAAUAAGACGACAAUAGAAUAAAUGUGUGAGGUUAUGACGUUUAACAAGUAUGAAAAAGGGGUCUGUCAUCUGCUCAGUUACACAAAUAUACAGAAUAAUAGAACCAUCCGUAUUCCCUUUGUGGAUCCUUAUGUUUUUGUUCAAUUAGAUCAUUUGAACGUGUUCCGAGGCAUCUUGUUUAAUUUCAAUUGAACCAAGUUCAAUAUGUUCUGCUUCGUUCUUAUCAUUCACUCUUGGCUCAACAGCAAGAACAUCAAUCCCUUCGAUCCGUUAUAUUAUGAAAGCAGUGUAUAUCUGCAAAAUUGCACUUGCCUUUCCUAAUCUUACCUUUCUAAUUUGGCUCAUCACAUCCAAAUAUGUGAAAUAAACUCAGAACAUAGCAUAUGCUGAUACUUGAGCUAUAUUUCAAG
Rhizopus microsporus ATCC 52813 is the source of this 1077-nucleotide messenger RNA. Its product is annotated as snare Ykt6. Gene Ontology annotation, cellular component: membrane; Golgi apparatus. The transcript has 5 exons. Gene Ontology annotation, biological process: endoplasmic reticulum to Golgi vesicle-mediated transport. NCBI's taxonomy places the organism in Eukaryota, Fungi, Mucoromycota, Mucoromycetes, Mucorales, Rhizopodaceae. The record is from RefSeq and is a predicted model, not a curated record. Gene Ontology annotation, molecular function: SNAP receptor activity. The coding region runs from base 39 to 623 and encodes 194 amino acids.